AUCGUCGGUUUUAGCGACGUAACAUAUUGCAAAUAAGAGGGAAAUAUUGUGAUAAACUUCCUUUAGGAUUAGUUAAUCUAGUUCAAAUUUAAUAAAUUCAAAAUGUUUAUCUUGGACUGGUUUACUGGCGUACUUGGAUUCUUAGGACUAUGGAAGAAGUCGGGCAAGCUGCUGUUCCUGGGGCUAGACAACGCAGGCAAAACGACACUGCUGCAUAUGCUAAAGGACGACAGACUUGCGCAACAUGUACCAACUCUGCAUCCCACAUCUGAAGAACUAUCAAUAGGCAGCAUGCGGUUCACGACGUUCGACCUAGGUGGUCACGAGCAAGCGCGGCGUGUGUGGCGCGACUACUUCCCCGCCGUCGACGCCAUCGUCUUCCUCGUCGAUGCCUGCGAUCGCCCCAGGCUGAACGAGUCCAAGAAGGAGCUGGACUCUCUGCUGACAGAUGAGACUUUGAGCAACUGCCCGGUGCUGAUCCUUGGCAACAAGAUCGACAAGCCCGGCGCCGCCAGCGAGGACGAGCUGCGCCAGUUCUUUAACCUCUAUCAGCAAACCACGGGCAAGGGCAAAGUUUCUCGAUCGGAGCUGCCCGGUCGGCCACUUGAACUCUUCAUGUGCUCCGUACUGAAGCGCCAGGGCUACGGCGAGGGCUUCCGUUGGCUUGCGCAGUACAUCGACUGAGCAUCACUCUAACAGCU
Molecule: messenger RNA, 701 nt
Organism: Hyposmocoma kahamanoa
Lineage: Eukaryota; Metazoa; Arthropoda; Insecta; Lepidoptera; Cosmopterigidae
Gene: Sar1
Product: GTP-binding protein SAR1b
Exons: 6
Coding region: 103-684 (193 amino acids)
Biological process (GO): vesicle organization; intracellular protein transport; endoplasmic reticulum to Golgi vesicle-mediated transport
Cellular component (GO): COPII vesicle coat; endoplasmic reticulum exit site
Molecular function (GO): GTP binding; GTPase activity
Source: RefSeq, a predicted model, not a curated record